Molecule: messenger RNA, 2071 nt
Organism: Planococcus citri (citrus mealybug)
Lineage: Eukaryota; Metazoa; Arthropoda; Insecta; Hemiptera; Pseudococcidae
Product: glucose dehydrogenase [FAD, quinone]-like
Exons: 2
Coding region: 158-2002 (614 amino acids)
Molecular function (GO): flavin adenine dinucleotide binding; oxidoreductase activity, acting on CH-OH group of donors
Source: RefSeq, a predicted model, not a curated record
GUAUACACGCAUUAAAUUUUGAACAAACAUGCCAGUGAUUGUUUGUACAAAUCGUACGCUCCCAAACUUAUAUAUUUUUUUUUUACGUCGCCACGCUGAAAAAAUAUAGUCGAGGUAGUUCCACUGUUCAUCUCUUCACAACAAACGCAAAUUUUAAAUGGACUCGAUGAAUGAUACGUGCCCUCUACUCUCAACCUACAGUUUUCUGCAACCCUUAUCAACUCUGCCAAUUUUAGCGCCUUUAAUUCUUUCAAACUGUCACCUUACAUCACCUUAUCCCAGCAACAAGGCUUUCAAUGUGUACCUGCAACAUGACCCCGAAUAUGAUUUCAUAAUAAUCGGAGCAGGAUCAGCCGGAUGCGUAAUCGCGAAUCGUCUGAGCGAAAUAUCGAACUGGAAAGUCCUGCUAAUCGAGGCAGGAACAGAUCCACCUAUCCUUUCCGACAUACCUAGCUUAUUUCCACUACUCUUGCAGACUCCUUACGACUGGGAUUAUUCCACAGAACCAGCCACUCAAUCUUGUCUCGGGUAUGUCAACAAUCAAUGUAAAUGGCCCAGAGGUAAAACCCUAGGUGGAAGUAGUUCGAUAAACGCCAUGCUUGCGGUACGUGGCAAUCGAAAGGAUUACGAUAAUUGGGAAUCGAUGGGUAACCCAGGAUGGGGUUAUGAUCACGUGAUGAAAUAUUUCAAGAAAUUGGAACGAGUGUUCAUACCCAGAUGGGGUAAUGACAGCACACUUGGGUAUGCUGGUAACGUGUUUGUGGAAGAUUAUACCAAUAAUACUCUAUACGAUAUUAGAAAAAUAAUCAAUUAUAUGGCUAAAUAUUACGCCGACUUGGGCUAUAAUACAGUCGAAGAUUUCUACGCCCAUCCUCGAGCUGGUUUAACCUCUCUUCCUGGUACCUUACGAGACGAUGUAAGAUGGAGUUCAGCUAAAGCAUACCUGACUCCGGCACGUAACAGGCCAAAUUUGGUGGUAAUGAAAUCAACACUGGCCACUAAAAUAUUAAUAAAUGAGCGUAAGAAAGCGUACGGGGUCGAAGUGCUCAACUAUGGCAAAUACAAGAAAAUUUAUUGCAAAAAAGAAGUCAUCGUUUCAGCCGGAUCGAUUAAUUCACCUCAGAUACUCAUGCUUUCCGGAAUUGGUCCCAAAAACCACUUAAGAGAAUUGAACAUUGACACGAUUCAAGAUCUAAAAGUAGGCUAUAAUUUACAAGAUCACAUCGCCAUGGUAGCUUAUGUAGCUCAAUUAAAUCUGAAAAACUACACGCUAGAUUUACGACUCUUGGAUUUCCCAUAUGGUUAUUUAUCAGAAAGAAUAGACACUGGUAUCCUUCCAAACACCAUGUUAUUCUUUAACACCACAGGUAACACCGAAGAUUAUCCAGAUAUUCAAACAUAUCACAUUCUGGUUCCUAGAAUACCCAUGCCUAUAUUUUUACCUUUUCCUUUGGAAGGUUUAAGAGUAGAAACUGUAAACAAAAUAAUAAAUCUGGCUGAAAAAGCUCCAUCUAUACUAAUAACUCCAGCGCUAGUCAGACCUAAGAGCAGAGGAAGAGUUUAUCUCAAUAGCAAGGAUCCUUUAGACAAAAUAAAAAUUAUUAGCGGAUAUUUAACUGCAGAAGAAGAUGUUAAGACGAUGGUCGAAGUGUUUAAGAUAUUGAGAAAAUUAUCCCAAUCGCAAGCUUUUAAACAGCAUGCUACAUUAACUCAUAUACCGGUGGAAGUUUGCUCCAAAUUUGUGAUAAAUUCAGAUCGAUAUUACGAAUGCUUAUUGCGACAUUUAUGUACAACUGCCUAUCAUCCUAGUGGUACGUGUAAAAUGGGACCUUCGCAUGAUGCAGAUGCAGUAGUGAGCCCAGAACUGAAAAUGUAUGGGAUUAGUGGGCUUAGGGUUGCUGAUUCAUCCAUUAUGCCGCAAGUGACCAGUAGUAAUACAAAUAUACCGACUAUGAUGAUAGGAGAAAAGGCUUCCGAUAUGAUCAAAAAAGACUGGUUGUAAUAGUUUUUUGAAUGUGCUGAAAUUAUAAAGUCAUUCAAAAUGUGAAAGAAAUAAAAUUUCAUAAAAUCA